AUGUCGUUUGGACUAACUAAUGCUCCUCCGAUUUUCAUGGAUCGUAUUUUCCGUCCGUACCUUGACCAGUUCAUAGUAGUCUUCAUAGACGAUAUUCUCAUCUAUUCGAAGAUAGAAAGAGAGCAUGAAGAGCAUCUAAGGACUGUAUUGCAGAUACUAAGGACUCGGAAGUUAUAUGCUAAACUAUCAAAGUGCGAGUUCUGGACAGAGAAGGUGGCAUUUUUGGGACAUGUUAUAUCACAGGGAGGAAUUGCAUUGGAUCCUUCAAAAAUUGAAGCAAUAGUGCAAUGGGAACCACCUACGACCGUUACAGAAGUUCGGAGUUUUCUCGGACUUGCUGGAUAUUACCGGUGGUUUAUUAAAGGAUUUUUACAGAUAGCCUUACCUCUGACUUACCUUACACGAAAGGAAGUUCCGUUCGUUUGGACGGUUGAGUGUGAUAGAAGUUUCAAGAUGCUUAAGGAGAAGUUAACAACUGCACCUAUAUUAGUACUACCCGACCUGCAGAAACCUUUUGAAGUAUACUGUGACACCUCUCAUAAAGGACUUGGAUGUGUGCUGAUCUAA
Molecule: messenger RNA, 567 nt
Organism: Arachis stenosperma
Lineage: Eukaryota; Viridiplantae; Streptophyta; Magnoliopsida; Fabales; Fabaceae
Exons: 1
Coding region: 1-567 (188 amino acids)
Source: RefSeq, a predicted model, not a curated record